AAUUAGAAUUCAAGUUCCUGUUGUCUCAAAAGCAUGCUUGAUGAACAACAAAAAAGAAAUGCAUUUAAAUAAAUGCAUCCACUAAAAUAACGAUUAAUACAAAUAUGUGUCGUAAGUAGUUUUCAAACAACCGCACAAAUGUCUAUUGUCUAAAGUAUUACACAGCAAUUUAUGUAAUUAUUAUUAAUACUGAAUAACGAGUCAAAACAUUACAGAACCUUUAUAUUAAAUUGACUUUUUAUCUUAAAUUUCUGGCAGAAAUAAACCAAUGAAUUUUUUUUUCAUCUUUGGUGCUGUAUGAUAUUCUCUCCAGACAUGUGCAGUCCGGUAGAACAUCACCACAUCAUUGUUCCACCUCGUUUUGAAGACAUCGAGGAUGAGAAAUACUGUGGUCCGUUCCCUCCUCCGACAUCCCCGGUGUAUGUUCCUUUCUCAGGGAAACGCACGAGGACAUCAAGAGGAUCUGCCCACAGUCUGGCGAGCGAGGAGGAUGAGAAGGUGGGCGGGCUUCUGCUCAGUCAGAUGGAGGAGAAGCCGAUGACCAAUCAAAGGGAGCCGUGUGCAGCGCUGGACGUGGACAAGCUCCUGUCAGAAAAUGGAAUAGCAGCUUUGUGUGAUGUUUUUGGAAAUACCUCAUUCAAGGGGCAAGGCCAGGAGGUAGAGGACCUCCGUACCCUCCUGGAGGGGUUCCAGCACUGGGGCAAACAGACCUUCCCCCAGCUCACGUUUGAGGACCUGGUCGCACAGCUGGAGGACCUGGGAGGCCGCAUCGAGAUGCAGGCUUGCCUGAGAGCCCUGCAGCCAGGCUUCGUGCGGCCUUGUGCUCAGGAUGAGCGCUCAGGCCUGGCGUCGGAGGUCCUCCGUCCCACUGAAGACCCGCCCCAGGGCAGGAAGCUCCGAACCGAGGGGCAGAAGGAACGCCCGCCUCUGGGUCAGCUGACCUGUGAUGUCAUCGACAAAUGGCCGACAGAUUGCAGACUCUCCACAAAAAACUAAGGGGAUGAGAGCAAGGCUUAACACUCCAGAGUGUCUACGCUGUACCAGUGCCUUGUCCAUGUCCAGGUCUUGGCUGUAGCGAUGGGCUGGGUUGAUUAUUGCUUGUUGAUUGGUUUGUUAGAGCUUAUUCCAGAGUAGAGUAGACAGCAGAAAAGUGCAUAAAUAUGGUAUUUUUAAGGGGCAUCCCUGUUCCCCCCUGCCCCAAUCCCUUUGGAAGAACCCUCUAGUGUCUGCAGGCUUUUCAGUCAAACAGUGAAGACCGGCAAUUUUACGAGCAUUGUUUUGGCCUAUCUUGACCCCAUCUGUCACUCUUAACUCAACCUGGAUAAUUAAAUUUCAAAUGAAAGAGA
Messenger RNA from Anguilla anguilla (European eel), 1346 nucleotides. RefSeq names its product TIMELESS-interacting protein-like. The record is from RefSeq and is a predicted model, not a curated record. The coding region runs from base 298 to 996 and encodes 232 amino acids. The transcript is spliced from 7 exons. Gene Ontology annotation, molecular function: DNA binding. Gene Ontology annotation, cellular component: nucleus; replication fork protection complex. NCBI's taxonomy places the organism in Eukaryota, Metazoa, Chordata, Actinopteri, Anguilliformes, Anguillidae. Gene Ontology annotation, biological process: DNA replication checkpoint signaling; DNA damage response; replication fork processing.